GAGGAUCUCCACCAAUCAGCGAGCGUUUUAUGUGUCAGCUUGGUUUCCGGUGUGAUCAAGAUGGCGUUAAGGGAGCUGGGCUCGUUGGAGAGAUUUCUAGGAUUAAAAAAGCCAAAUAAAUACAGCACGCAAGGAGGGAAAAAGGUCCCUGUUCUCCAGAACAACAAUGGGCCAGCAUUAAUUGGUCUGGUCACUAUAGCAUCCCAUCUGGUCCGUGAGGCUAAGAGACCUGAGCUGCUGGGAGACAGCGCUGAACAGAGAGCUGUGGUUCAGCAAUGGCUUGAACACAGAGUAACUCGACUAGAUAACUAUGCUAAAGAAGAAGUCAAAGUUAUUUUGAAGGAACUUAACCAGUACCUGGAGGAUAAAGUUUACCUGGCUGGGAAUGUCUUCACCCUGGCAGACAUCCUCAUGUAUUACGGCAUUCACCACAUUGUUGUGGAAUUGGCUAUUCAGGAGAAAGAGCGAUAUCUGAAUGUCACCAGGUGGUUUGAUCAUAUCCAGCACUAUCCAGGCGUACGACACCAUUUGCCUCCUGUGGUGGUUUUGAGGAACAGAGUUUACCCAAGUGGUCACCACUGAAAGCCUUUAUAACUACUUGUGGGCUGUCAAAUAAUCCAGAACUUACAGUCACAAUGUAUGGUGUUUCACACCACAACUCUAAUGUUAACUCAAACAGUCAGAACAAAUAAAGCAGGUCUUGUCUGUUUUGUUUUUAUUUGUCUUGUGUGAGCAAGUUUAUGUUUAUUAGUAAAAUUACUUUUAUGUGCGUUUAUGUGAGUGUAGUUUGUGGAAGGUUUAUUUAAAAUAUGUGGAUUGGAGUACCUCAGAAUGAACGAUGAGAAUAGUGGCUGUGGUUAAAUAAAACGUUUGCUAAUGGAAAAGCAGUUAAUUUAAUUUAAAUAACCUAAAUAUGAAACGAGUAAAUCUAUUAAUAGCAUUUUCACAUAAGGUAGUCAUUACCUAAAUAAUAAGAUAACAUGGAUGUCACUCAUUCCAAGCCACACAUAUCCUCGUUUGGCAUUUUCUUCUGCCGUUUGCCUCUUUCUCCUAGUCUCGGCGCUGGUGUGGGCAGUACUCUGGGGUUUGACAGGAUGUCAUUUUCUAGCUCUGGGGCAGUGGGCAGACUACCAGCUGUAGCCGCACAGACAGCACUGGUGUGUUCUGAUUUUCCUGUGCUUUUCACUCCAUCCUCAACCAGUGUGUCAUUUCCCCCAAAAUCCACUUCUGUGAUAGCUAUGAAUUUCUUUAGACAGUUAAAGUGUUCAACCACUUGAUCCACUUCUGUGUUAUAUAAAUCACUGGCUGCGUGAUGAGGCAUUGUUGUAGAAGAUCUGCACUUGUGUUUUCACAGCACAAAAUGAAACAUUUUUUGUAAAGGGUUUAAGACUAAAACGCUUUUCCGGUUCCAGGAGACUUGUUCCUGAGAACAUAGCAGCUUCAUAAAAGCUUCAUGAUCAUAAAAGGUUGACUCAAAACAUCUUUUGGGAAUCUGAGUGCUUCAUUCAACAUACAACAUGUGGCCAAUAUGGUUUGGAGCUGCUCUGUCUGUAGCCUUUAUGGUGGAAAAUCCUCUUCUUAUGAAAGGGAGAUGUGUUUUUGCACGUUUACUUAUCUGCUGUGCAUACACUGACAAAAAGUUCCCUCUGUUCUUUUUAUUAUACUUCCUUUCCUGUAAGCCGCCUUUAUGAAAUGUCUGCUGUUCUCAAGAUCAAGUUUGUGUUCUUUAAUGUCAACAGAAUGUUGUCCUGUGCCAAUAAAUGAAAAAGGGAAAACAGAA
Messenger RNA from Labeo rohita (rohu), 1780 nucleotides. It is a transcript of the gene eef1e1, whose product is annotated as eukaryotic translation elongation factor 1 epsilon 1. Lineage: Eukaryota; Metazoa; Chordata; Actinopteri; Cypriniformes; Cyprinidae. Bases 61 to 582 code for a protein of 173 amino acids. Gene Ontology annotation, biological process: positive regulation of DNA damage response, signal transduction by p53 class mediator. The transcript is spliced from 4 exons. The record is from RefSeq and is a predicted model, not a curated record. Gene Ontology annotation, cellular component: cytoplasm; aminoacyl-tRNA synthetase multienzyme complex; nucleus.